UUAUACCACAGCCAGCCAGCCCCACCACGCCCACCAUUUUGAUCAAGCAAGUCGUCAAGAGAGAAAGGAUCUCCACAGUCCAUUGACUCGUGCCUGCCCAGCAUGUCGUCCCCACAAUCAAGCAGCCCCCAGUCACCAGGGUCCAGCUACAAGUUCCCUGAGGCUCUCUUGACAAGACCUCGCUGUCUAGUCGGGCUCUCUGGCCUGGACACGAUCAACAACGCCAUACACCGGCUAGUCUGGGAAGAGUUUAACAAGCAGCGACCGGAAAAAAAGCCGAUCUCAUAUAAAAAUGUUCCUGCAAAUCACCUCUAUCCGAAGAGCAGUGAAAAUCGUACCACUUACGAUGACUAUUCCCCUGUGGGCAUCCUAAAGAAUAACUGGCUGGCCAAGCACUCGGAGGAGCUGCCAGCUCUUGUCGGGUUCUUCUUUGACCUGGACUGGGAGGACCCUCAAUGGGACGAGAGGCAGACUGAAUGCAUCUCAAAGAUAGAGGUCAUCAGGUCGACCCUAGAGAACAGAGCCACAGAGAUUGUGAUAGUGCUCCUCCAGUCCUCUCCGCCCAUGCCAGCUGGUGACGCCACCGCCCACAGUGAGAAGGCAGCCACUCUGUGUGCUGCUUGUGAACUGCCGAGAGUCAACCUCUUUGUACUGCCCUUUACACAGAGGCCACAAGGAUUCAUUGUGAGGAUCGAGGAGGCAUUCUACAAGAAAGCUGCCGUCUACUAUACCAACCAAGUGCACACUGUUAGAGCACAUAAGGACAUGAUCAUGCCCAAGCAGUCGAUGCAACUAUUGAGCAUAAGACACCAGUUCAAGAUAGCCUUCUUUACUGAAAUGAAACAAGACCCUGCGGCUGCAUUGAGGAUGUACAACCUCACCUACACCCAUCUCUUGGAGACCAUGUACCUAAGUGUAGACAGGAUAAUGGAGUUCAAGUUAAUAGCUGGGUUCAUCAACUACAAGAUUUGCCGACUCUAUUUUGAUUCAGAUGAACCUUUGUCCGCCAUUUCCCAGUUCAGGAAGCAUAUCGAUCGGUUCUCCCGGGAACAAGGUCCCCCACAGCUGGCCUUUGAGCACUCGGAGUGGAUGUCAAGACAGUUCAGUGCUUUUGCCGACCUCUUCUCGGAGGCCACCAGGAGAGGACUUAAGAGUCUACAGAUACAAAACCCUGGUCUCUACUUCCACAAUGCUGCUCUCUACGCCAUUGAGAGGAAACAGUACGCACAGCGGCUCUGUUUGGAGGCAGCAAAGGUAUUGACGUUGUCUCAGGCUGCUAGUGAGCUGAGAGCAGGUGACCAGACUGUCUACUUUGGCCAACGACCUUGGAGGCGUGGUCUACCAGAUGACAAACCAUCCAACGAGGAUCAGUGUCAAAAGUACAUUCAGGCCAUGAAGGCAAUGGAGUACAGAGUGGAACACUCGUGGCAGAUUAUCCCCCUAUUGACGAAGGCCAUAGCCCAGUAUAAGAACCAUCGGUGUGAGAGAGUGGUCACUCACCUCAAGGUGCUCAUGGCACACGAGUACUACCUUGUCAAGGAUUGGGACAAGGCCUUGGUUUUGCUGAGUGCUGUGUGUGCAGUAUAUAGGAAAGAUCAAUGGUGGAAUCUGCUAACCAGUGUGCAGCAGCUGGCUCUGAGGUGCUCUUAUAUCCUCGGUGAUCUCGAGGCUUACUUGACAUCUGCCCUGGAGCUGAUUAGCAACUACCUCCUCGUCUCAGCUGAUGAGAAGAAGAGAAUACAAAAUAACGUCACUCGAAUCUUCCAGGGUACUAGCCCCUUCCCUGAACCGGGGGUGGACGGAGAAUCACUGGGCGGGGCCUCUUACAAAUGGGCCAAUCUGUUGGGGCCGAGUGACCAGAAGAGCGGAGUUAAAGUGACAAUGUCGUCUCUGGCCAGUUGUAUUGAUUGCAAGACUGAGUUCUCCCAGCCUGAAUUCACGGCUGACUCUAUAGUUGAGGUCAAAGUUCAUUUACGCUUAACCGCACCCCUACCAACAACUCUUUCACAGCUGAAAAUCGAGUUUGUCCAAGAGGACUACAACAGUUGGUGUGUGCUCUCGGAGGCGUUUCAGUUGGAGCCCCUCACCACCUAUACUGUCCCGUUCUCGUUCCCUGCCCACCAGGACUCAGUGGACUCCAGCAUUGAGGUGAAAUCUGUCCAGGCUGUGUACGGAGCUGUGAAUAGUGAGGAGGGUGGAGGGUGUGAGGGGGUGGUGGUGUGGAGUGGUGGAGUGUCAGAGGUGUUCACCUCCAAACCACUGGACCUGAGUUGGCAGAAGAUUACCACAAGAGUAUCAACCUUUAUCAAUCCGUGUCCAGCUUCAGUGGGUAUCUCCCUCUCCCACAAUCCCCCGGUCCUCACUGGGGAGUACUACCCCAUCAAGCUGUCCAUAUGUAACCAAGAGGUAGGGCAGGGGCGUGGUCCAAUGACCAGCCUCCUUGUCACUAUAUCGCUACCCGAGGCACUGGACGAACCUCAACCACCAGCUGAGCUGCAUAGCUACCUGCCUCACACCAGCUCCCCUAGCGAUGUCGUUGCCAAGCCACCACAAGGUGGACAGACGUUGGAAGUGUCAUGUGACCAGCUGGGUCGAGGGGAGAUCCUGGAGGAAACUGUCUACUUGUGCACGAAGGGAGUGGGGCUCAGGAAGAUGAGUGUCACUGUCUCGUACAACAUAGCUUGUACAGUGAGGGAGGAGUGGGAACCAGUGGUAUGCAGCUGUCAGAAGGACCACACAGUCACGAUACAGUCUGCCAAGCCAUUCAAGCUUGUCUACAAACUCAUGUCCACAAGUUUCCAAUUGAUUGAGUCAGUGAUUUACGAGCAACCAUUCGUUCUGGUGACCGAAGUCCAAUGUACGUCACCGUGGCAACUGAGCAUUGUUAGUUCCCAGCUUGAACAGGGAAAGAGUGAGAGUGUUGUGACUGAACUGGGCUCUAGUGUGUCACAGAUUGAGGGAUUGACCCUUGACCCUGGCGAUCGUGCUACUGAGUGUCGUUGCCUGACAGCUGCCCCUCCCGAUAGUGGGCAGGACACAACCAUCCCCAUGGGGAUCCACACCAUCAAGUGGAGGAGGUCUUCUGACUCCAGCUUAGUUAAUCUCAGCAGUACUGUAGCGUUCUCUGCUGUGUCAGCACAAUUCCAUCCCUACAAUGUGUCUGCAGACAUUCCGGCCAGUGGUGAGUUGAGUGAGGUGCUACCUGUCUCGUACACAGUACACAACAAGACUGGCCUCCUUCAAGAGUUUGAGGCCAAAAUGGGAGCUACUGAUGCGUUCAUGUACUCUGGAAACAGACAGGCUCGUUUUCGGAUUCUCCCCAAGUCGAAGUACACUCUCACCUUCAACCUCUGGCCAGUGACGACUGGCCUCGUUCCUCUGCCAGCUCUGGACUUGUUGCAUCAGCGUGAAGGGGAGGGGCAAAGAGGGUCUCACCCUGUAAUUAGUACCCUACCAGACUCUAUCUUUAUAAAACCCGCCCCUUUAGUAAGAGUUGACUCUGUUAGCAAUGCUUUAUGAGUUGUACAAUACUUAUAAUACAUGUAUGUAUGUAUGUAUAUGCUUUUCGGUUUCAAAAUCGUUAUACCUAUGGUUGCUUAACUCGCUUUGA
Messenger RNA from Halichondria panicea, 3610 nucleotides. Its product is annotated as trafficking protein particle complex subunit 11-like. Bases 103 to 3519 code for a protein of 1138 amino acids. The transcript is spliced from 25 exons. The record is from RefSeq and is a predicted model, not a curated record. Lineage: Eukaryota; Metazoa; Porifera; Demospongiae; Suberitida; Halichondriidae.